This is a messenger RNA of Vigna radiata var. radiata (mung bean), 1683 nucleotides long. Its product is annotated as sugar transport protein 13-like. Lineage: Eukaryota; Viridiplantae; Streptophyta; Magnoliopsida; Fabales; Fabaceae. The transcript is spliced from 5 exons. Bases 29 to 1531 code for a protein of 500 amino acids. Gene Ontology annotation, molecular function: monosaccharide transmembrane transporter activity. Gene Ontology annotation, cellular component: membrane. The record is from RefSeq and is a predicted model, not a curated record. Gene Ontology annotation, biological process: monosaccharide transmembrane transport.
UCAAUUGAAAAUUAUCUGUUUAAUUAUCAUGGCUGGGGGAGGGUUUGCAUCAGGUUCAGGGGAUGUCCAAUUUGAGGCAAAGAUCACUUAUGGUGUCAUAAUAUCCUGCAUUAUGGCUGCCACCGGUGGUCUGAUGUUUGGUUAUGACAUUGGAAUUUCAGGUGGUGUCACAUCCAUGCCAAGUUUUCUAGAACGUUUUUUUCCAGAGGUAUACAAAAGGAUACAGGAGCAUGGAGUGGACAGUAACUACUGCAAAUAUGACAAUCAAAGUCUUCAACUGUUCACAUCCUCUCUAUACCUUGCUGCAUUGGUAGCUACCUUGUUUGCCUCCAGUGUCACCAGAAAGCUAGGCCGCAAAUGCACUAUGUUGAUUGCAGGGCUUUUCUUUAUUCUUGGAACUGUCUUGAACUCUGUAGCAAAUACCUUGCUGCUGCUGAUAUUUGGGAGGCUAUUGCUUGGUUGUGGUGUUGGUUUCGCCAAUCAGGCAGUGCCGGUGUUUCUUUCUGAGAUUGCUCCCACAAGAAUCCGUGGAGCGCUUAACAUCUUGUUCCAGCUUGAUAUCACCAUUGGGAUUCUCAUAGCAAACAUUGUCAACUACUUUACUGCACAGAUUAAAGGCGGGUAUGGGUGGAGGAUAUCGUUGGCUUUGGCAGGGGUUCCAGCACUGAUGCUAACAUUUGGAUCCCUGCUUGUGCAUGACACUCCCAACAGUCUUAUUGAGAGGGGUUUGGAGGAUGAAGGGAAGGCUGUGCUGAAGAAGAUUCGUGGUGUGGAAAAUGUGGAGCCAGAGUUUCAGGAGAUCCUUAAAGCCAGUAAAGUGGCUAAAACGGUCAAGAAUCCUUUGAAGAGCCUCCUCAAGCGUCACAACCGUCCUCCAUUGAUAAUUGCCGUUAUGUUGCAGGUGUUCCAACAAUUCACGGGCAUCAAUGCGAUCAUGUUCUAUGCUCCAGUGUUGUUCAGCACCUUGGGGUUUAAAAGUGGGGCUUCCCUAUACUCAGCUGUGAUCACAGGAGCCGUGAAUGUGUUGUCGACCUUAGUGUCUGUGUACUUGGUGGACAAAGUUGGUCGGAGGAUAUUGUUGUUGGAAGCAUGUGUGCAAAUGUUUGUGUCUCAGGUGGUGAUUGGGAUAGUGCUAGGGUUGAAGGUCCAAGAUUUCUCAGAUAGCUUGAACGAAGGGCUUGGGGUGUUGGUGGUGGUGAUGGUGUGCAUAUUUGUGUCAUCUUUUGCAUGGUCUUGGGGUCCACUUGGAUGGCUCAUUCCUAGUGAAACGUUCCCCCUAGAGGCUAGAUCGGCAGGGCAAAGUGUGACAGUGUUUGUGAAUAUGCUCUUCACAUUCAUCAUUGCACAGGCUUUCUUGUCCAUGAUGUGCCACUUCAAGUUCGGCAUCUUCUUCUUCUUCUCCGCUUGGGUGCUUCUCAUGUCAUUAUUCACACUCUUUCUAGUUCCCGAGACCAAGAAUAUACCCAUUGAAGAGAUGACAGACAAAGUUUGGAGAAACCACUGGUUCUGGAAGAGUUUUAUGGAAGAUUGAUUCCAGGCCAUAAUUAAUAUAUAUGUAUAUAUAUACACACACAAGCACACCCAUAACCUAAGUCAAGACUGAGAGAAUCAAAAUUAAAUAAAAAAUAGUGGAGUUAUCAUAAUUGUAUACUGAAGAUAAACGCGAUCGAAUAUAUAUAUAUA